AAAGGAGGAGGAAGGGGAUAAAGAAAAAGGAGGGCAUAAAGAUAUAUUCCCGUGACCAAACACUACGCAUUCUCUUCCCUUGUUUAGAAUUAGUCCGGCGUCAACUGUAUUGACUUGUCUCCUCCCUCUCUAGUCUCCUUCCUUCUCGUUGCCAGAAUCGAUCAUUUCCAGCUUUCUCAUUCUUCUUAGCUUCGGAUCCGUAGCCAAGGUUUUGAGUAUCAGCCAAGAUGAAUAGUGACAAUCUCAUGGAUAAAGUUACCGCCUUUGGUGAGCGCCUCAAGAUCGGAGGCUCAGAAGUGAGCAACAAGAUCACCGCCGGUGUGAGCUCCAUGAGCUUGAAAAUGAAGGAGCUUUUCCAAGGCCCAAACCCAACUGACAAAAUAGUUGAGGACGCUACUUCGGAGAAUCUAGAGGAGCCUGACUGGGAUAUGAAUCUGGAGAUAUGUGACAUGAUUAAUCAAGAGACGAUCAACAGCGUUGAUUUGAUCCGUGGGAUUAAGAAGAGGAUCAUGAUGACGAAGCAGCCGAGGGUUCAGUACCUCGCCUUGGUUUUGCUUGAGACGUGUGUUAAGAACUGUGAGAAGGCGUUCUCUGAGGUGGCGGCUGAGAGAGUCCUUGAUGAGAUGGUUAGGGUGGUUGAUGAUCCGCAGACGGUUGUGAAUAAUAGGAACAAGGCUUUGAUGUUGAUUGAAGCUUGGGGAGAAUCGACCAGUGAGCUUCGUUACCUACCAGUUUUCGAAGAGACUUACAAGAGCUUAAAGGCGAGAGGUAUUCGUUUCCCUGGACGAGACAACGAGAGCUUGGCACCUAUCUUCACCCCUGCUCGGUCAGCUCCAGCACCAGAGGUGAAUGCUGAACCUCCUCAGCAUGCGCGUGAGCCUGAGCGUGUUCAGUAUAAUGCUCCUGUGAGAAGCUUUACCGCUGAGCAGACAAAGGAAGCUUUCGAUAUAGCAAGGAACAGCAUUGAACUUCUUUCCACGGUUCUUUCAUCUUCUCCUCAACAAGAUGCUCUACAGGAUGACUUAACAACGACACUUGUACAACAGUGUCGUCAGUCUCAAACCACUGUCCAAAGAAUCAUCGAAACAGCAGGUGAAGACGAGGCUCUUCUCUUUGAAGCCUUGAAUGUUAACGACGAGCUUGUGAAGACUCUGUCCAAGUACGAGGAGAUGAACAGACCCUCUGCACCGCUAACUGCACCUGAACCAGCCAUGAUUCCCGUUUCUGAAGAGCCUGAUGACUCUCCACUUCAUGGAAAAGAAGAGUCUCUGGUCAGAAAAUCGUCGAGUACACGAGCUUCGAUCCAUGGAGGUGGUGGGAGUGGGGACGACAUGAUGGAUGAUCUCGACGAGAUGAUAUUUGGCAAGAAGAGUGGCGGUCACGGCGGUGAUUCUUCCACCGAUAAGCAGCAGUCUUCGUCUAAGAAUGAUGAUCUCAUUCGAUUCUGAGAUGGUUUUAACUUUUUAGCAAAACUGUGUUUGUGGAUUUGGUGUUUAAUUGAUGAUGUGGGACAAGUUUCAGUGUAAGUAAGAGCUGUGUUUGGGGAUCUCUUUGGACGUAUGUAUGUGUUGGGUUUAUAAAGAAGAGAGUUGUUAUGAGACAAUAAUAGAUUGGUUUCUACCA
This is a messenger RNA of Brassica napus (rape), 1623 nucleotides long. RefSeq names its product TOM1-like protein 1. Gene Ontology annotation, molecular function: ubiquitin binding; phosphatidylinositol binding. The record is from RefSeq and is a predicted model, not a curated record. Gene Ontology annotation, biological process: protein transport to vacuole involved in ubiquitin-dependent protein catabolic process via the multivesicular body sorting pathway. The transcript is spliced from 4 exons. Lineage: Eukaryota; Viridiplantae; Streptophyta; Magnoliopsida; Brassicales; Brassicaceae. Bases 228 to 1448 code for a protein of 406 amino acids.